GUUUUGGGUGUGUUAUUAUAACCACAUAUGCCCAAUCAUAGCCUCGCAUCCCUUAAUCUCAAUUAGACUUUUACCUGGUUAAAGAAAGCUUUAAUAAAGGCUAGAAAAAUCCCUCUACGCCCCCUUUGGGCAUAGGUUCCAAAGUUCCGAUGUUACGAUGCGUCUGCAACUCGUUGAACAUAACCGAACCACUCUUUCCUGUGGUUUCAUGUCUAUCCAACUUUAAGGAAGCAGAGUGAGCAGACCGGGGAUUCCGUUCCUGAAAAGAUGGAACAAACACUCGGCGACGCGAAGAAGGAAACACUCGAAAACUCUGCGCCACCUAAAGGGUCGAAUUCCCCCAACAGAGCUCAGAUCAUCAAUGUCACCUACAUUAUUGUUGCACUGGACAUUACAUGGAUGUUCGUGCAGAUCGCUGUCACUCCUUACUUGGCCAAGAAACUCGACUUUGACACCUUAUGGUUCGGCUACUUGCAAACCACCGUUGGCGUGAUUCAGCUGCUUGGUGGACCAAUCUGUGGAAGAUUUGGAGAUGUCUUCGGGGCCCGGGCGGCCUUGUCCCUCUCCUGUGUGGCUUCCAUCGUGUUUUUCCUGUUGCUGGCCAUCGCAGAUACCCCGGCCAUGCUGUUCAUGCAUAAACUACCUGUGUUCUUCAUGCACGUGUUACCUGGGUCCCAGAUGGUGUUGGCCGACCUCACAGAACCAGAGAAUCGUGCGAACGCUCUGUCUAAAAUCGGUAUAUGUUUUGGCGUCGGCAUGAUCGCUGGCUCCACCAUCGGGGGCAAUCUGAACACCAUGUUUGGGGAGACCAUUACUGCAUACGUUGGUGCAUUUGGGUGCAGCUUCACUUUAUUGUUGGUUCUAAUGUUUAUCCCAAAAAGCACUAAACCUCAAUCUCCAUCUACUAGCAUUAACCGUGAGAACGGUCAGAGGAAUAGGUCUAUAUUUAGUCUGGCAGAGAUCACCAGACUUCUGAAGUUCCCUGGUAUUACCAGAAUAUUCCUCAUUAAGAUCAUAUCAGGAUUACCAUCAGUUAUCUUCCAGGUGAUGUUUAGCAUCAUAGGGAUGAACUUCUUCAAGUUGGAACCCGCCCAAUCGGGCUAUCUGAUGGCCUUCUUUGGCAUCGCGCAAAUGGUCAUACAGGGCUUUGUGAUCGGCCGGGUAACGAGCAGAUACUCAGACGGCUCUCUGCUUCUAUUCUCCAUCGGAGUCUGUGCUAGUGUGGGACUGGCCCAGGCAGCCAUGCAGAAUGUGUUCCACUUCUGCCUGAUCGUCUUCCCCAUGGUGUUCUCCCUCUGCCUGUUCAACGUCAUCACAGACAGCAUGCUCACCAACUCAGUCCCCUCCUCUGAUACUGGCACUUUGAUGGGACUGUGCGCCUCUUCGCAGUCUCUGCUUCGAACCAUCGCCCCGACCAUCGGUGGCUUUCUCUAUGAGAAUUACGGCGUGCCCUACUUUGGUAUGAUCCAGUGUGCCGUGAACAGUGUUUUAUUUGUGUACCUCUUUAAAUACGGCCUCAAAAAGCAGGAAACCAAACACGAAUGACGACUUCUUCGGAAAGGGUACUCUUCGUUUCUGAAUCUAAUGAAUUGUUCUCUUGUUCGACAAGGGAAUAAUUAAAGGUAUGCAUGCAAGCACAUGUUUUUGUAGAAGUUCUGUCAAAUUCAACUUGACAACAGCACAAAUCUAGACGAACAAGGUGUUUCACUUCCUAUUUGUUUUGAACAAUGAAGGGUUUCAAUCAACACCAUGUAGACUGGCCACUGUACGAAUACACUAAUUACAAUCUCCUUAAGAAAGCUCUUCCCCUUGUCUAAAUAAGUUUCUGUUCGCUAGGAAUCUCCAUAACGUACAUUAACCGUAACAAGGCAGAACUCUGUAGCCCUUUCUGUUGUUGGUUUCUGGCCCAGGCUCUGUGCCGUCUCCCCCAAGGAGUUCUGCCUUAUGGUAAUAGGACUGCUGUGUAAGAGAUGAUAGGUCACCUGAUAUGGGUAACCUUUUAAUUUGUCAUAUUCCUUGACAUUCUUUUGUACUAUGAAUGCAUAUUUAUCGGCCAAACCCCUCCUCUGGAUCUUGAGACCUACACUGAUGUUUUUGUGUGACUUCACAUGCAUUUGAGCAAUUAUAUCUUGCGAUAGCAAGUCAUGCAACCUGUUAUAUGAUUUAUUUAGAAUUUUUGUUUAAUUAUAUGGAAGGCCACUAGAUGGCAGCAACUCUACUAUAACUGCUGAAAGGAACGUGUACACUGAGAUCGGGUGAAGAUAAUACAUAAUAUGUAUAAUACACAUACAUAAUAAUGAAAAAAUCUCCAUACACUCGCUAUGAUAUAAAAUAAUACUCUUUUAUCAA
Messenger RNA from Gadus morhua (Atlantic cod), 2349 nucleotides. It is a transcript of the gene slc67a1, whose product is annotated as solute carrier family 67 member 1. NCBI's taxonomy places the organism in Eukaryota, Metazoa, Chordata, Actinopteri, Gadiformes, Gadidae. Bases 268 to 1545 code for a protein of 425 amino acids. Gene Ontology annotation, biological process: transmembrane transport. The transcript has 10 exons. The record is from RefSeq and is a predicted model, not a curated record. Gene Ontology annotation, molecular function: transmembrane transporter activity. Gene Ontology annotation, cellular component: nuclear envelope.